Messenger RNA from Epinephelus lanceolatus (giant grouper), 395 nucleotides. Its product is annotated as histone H2B 1/2-like. Lineage: Eukaryota; Metazoa; Chordata; Actinopteri; Perciformes; Serranidae. Gene Ontology annotation, cellular component: nucleosome. Gene Ontology annotation, molecular function: structural constituent of chromatin; DNA binding; protein heterodimerization activity. The record is from RefSeq and is a predicted model, not a curated record.
ACAGUCCUGAUGAUGCCUGAAACCACCGUGAAAGCGCCCAAGAAGGGCUCAAAGAAAGCCGUGUCAAAGAGUGUCAGCAAAAGCGGCAAGAAGAGGAGGAGGACCAGGAAAGAAAGCUACGCCAUCUACGUGUACAAGGUGCUGAAGCAGGUCCACCCCGACACCGGCAUCUCGUCCAAGGCAAUGGGCAUCAUGAACUCGUUUGUGAGCGACAUCUUUGAGCGCAUCGCCGGUGAGGCCUCCCGUCUGGCUCACUACAACAAGCGCUCCACCAUCACUUCCAGGGAGAUCCAGACCGCCGUCCGCCUGCUGCUGCCCGGUGAGCUGGCCAAGCAAGCAGUGUCUGAGGGCACCAAGGCCGUCACCAAGUACACCAGCUCCAAGUAAACAGUCCU